UUACUUGACUUCCCAUGCAUGCACACACUAAAGUCCAAGCCAUGGACUCAACUAUCAUUGCCAAACUCCUCUUGUUUGCUCUUCUAAUCUCAAGCACAAAGGCUCUUGACCCUUGUGCCUCUCAAGCAGAUGGCUCAGAUCUCUCAAUCUUCCCCAUCUAUAGCAAAUGUUCACCUUUCAACCCACCAAAACAGGACUCAUUGCUUAAUACAGUCAUUAACAUGGCCUCCAAAGACCCACAAAGGCUCAAGUAUUUGUCAAGCCUAGCUGCCCAAAUGACCACUUCUGUCCCAAUUGCUCCAGGCCAGCAGGUCCUGAACAUUGCCAACUAUGUGGUCCGGGUCAAAUUGGGUACUCCUGGUCAGUUGAUGUUUAUGGUCUUAGACACCAGCAAUGAUGCUGCUUGGGUUCCCUGUUCCGGUUGCACCGGCUGCUCCAGUACCACUUUCAUUACCAAUACCUCUUCCACUUACGGCUCAUUGGAUUGCUCCAUGGCCCAAUGCAUCCAAGCCAGUGGAUUCUCCUGCCCGGCCACGGGCACCUCCUACUGCGUUUUUAACCAAUCUUACGGUGGAGAUUCCUCUUUCUCAGCUUCUCUUGUGCAAGAUUCUUUAGGAUUAGCCAAUGAUGUGAUACCAAAUUUUGCUUUUGGUUGUAUUAACUCCAUCUCUGGUAGGUCAAUUCCCCCUCAAGGGCUGUUGGGUUUGGGUCGUGGACCCUUAUCGUUGCUUUCUCAAUCUGGAUCACUCUAUUCGGGUGUAUUCUCAUACUGUUUACCCAGUUUCAAAUCCUACUACUUCUCAGGCUCGCUCAAACUCGGCCCGGCGGGUCAACCCAAAAGCAUUAGAACCACCCCUUUACUACGAAACCCACACCGGCCAUCACUAUACUAUGUGAACCUCACCGGAGUUAGUGUAGGCCGUGUUUGGGUACCAAUUGCCCCAGAGCUCCUAACCUUUGACCCCAACACUGGAGCAGGGACCAUAAUUGACUCAGGCACUGUGAUAAGUCGAUUUGUUGAACCGAUUUAUACAGCAAUUAGAGAUGAGUUCAGAAAACAAGUAGGAGGGUCAUUUUCAUCUCUGGGUGCAUUUGAUACGUGCUUUGCAGUAACAAAUGAAGCAGUAGCACCAGCAAUAACGCUGCAUUUCACAGGGCUGAAUUUGGUGCUGCCGAUGGAGAACAGCUUGAUUCACAGCAGUGCAGGGUCACUGGCGUGCUUAGCUAUGGCUGCAGCUCCAAAUAAUGUGAACUCGGUGCUCAAUGUUAUAGCCAAUUUGCAGCAGCAGAACCUUAGGAUCAUGUUUGACGUGGCCAAUUCUCGCUUGGGAAUCGCCCGUGAGCUGUGCAACUAGAUUUUUUCUCUCUUGAUUUGUAACUUUAUUUGUGCUUACCAAAUUAUAUGUUUCCAUGUAAUAUAGGUCAAGUGUGGAUUUAAUAAACAGGAAAAUUCCUGUUGUUGUUAUGUUGUCUUGUUAGGAAGAGUUUUUUGAUUUUUUUCUCAAAAAAAUGAAUUUCUUGUAUGUAUAAUCAUAGUGGCUUGGGUUUGGCUAGGAGCAGCACUUUUGCAAUCCACGUUGGUGUUAUCUUCAGUAGACAAAACUUUAAACUUGCA
This is a messenger RNA of Manihot esculenta (cassava), 1615 nucleotides long. RefSeq names its product aspartyl protease AED3. Gene Ontology annotation, biological process: proteolysis. The record is from RefSeq and is a predicted model, not a curated record. The transcript has a single exon. NCBI's taxonomy places the organism in Eukaryota, Viridiplantae, Streptophyta, Magnoliopsida, Malpighiales, Euphorbiaceae. Gene Ontology annotation, molecular function: aspartic-type endopeptidase activity. The coding region runs from base 15 to 1355 and encodes 446 amino acids.